CUUUUCCAACUUCUUCCUCUCUCAUCUCUUUCCUUCGGUUCACAACUGACAACUCUAAUCGCCCGCGCUCUUUAUAUACAGCGCUUCAACUUCCUCAAUCCCCUGAGCCAACGCUCGUUUCACUGUUGUUUUCGAACUUCAUCCUUCUCGCAGUAUUCCCUCCGUCUGAAAAAGAGUAAUCAAGCAUGGAAGCUUUUUGCAGGAAAGAGUUGCCGCUCUCGGAGGAGCUCAGCUUUGCAUCCCAGUACGAUAGAAGAUUUUCGAAGAACGUUCUUGAUAACGUCCAUGGAACCAUCAAUCUUGAUCCGCUCUCUUUGAAGUUUAUUGACACUGAACAGUUUCAGAGGCUUCGUGAUCUAAAACAACUUGGUCUAACAUACAUGGUUUACCCGGGAGCUGUACAUUCACGGUUUGAACAUUCACUGGGAGUGUAUUGGCUUGCUGGUGAAGCAGUUCAGAAGCUUCAAACUUACCAAGGCUUGGAGCUUGGAAUUGAUCAUUUUGAUUUUCAAACUGUGAAGAUUGCAGGACUACUGCAUGAUAUGGGGCAUGGUCCUUUCAGCCACCUGUUUGAGAGUGCUUUUCUUCCUCGGGUUCUUAAUGGUGUCAAAUGGUCUCAUGAAGAAAUGUCAGUUAGGAUGGUUGAAUACAUUAUUGAUGAACACAAUAUUGAAAUUGAUCCUCAAAGUCUUAAAAGAGUGAAGGAAAUGAUUCUCAAUAGCUCUGAAACUGUAGCUACAAAAAGCAUGAGAGAAAAGCAGUUCUUGUAUGAUAUUGUUGCAAAUGGUCGAAAUGGGAUAGAUGUUGACAAAUUUGAUUACAUUGUUCGUGAUUGUCGAGCUUGUGGUAUGGGCUGCAAUUUUCAAUUUCAGAGGUUAAUGGAAACCAUGCGGGUAUUGGGUGAUCAAAUUUGCUAUCGUGCCAAGGAUUAUCUCACCGUUCACAAGUUAUUUGCAACUCGUGCUGAUCUGCAUCGAACAGUCUAUACACAUGCAAAAGUGAAGGUUGUUUGGUUAGAAUUGCAUGUUCUUUUUCAGGCAAUAGAGCUCAUGCUUGUAGAUGCAUUGCUAGAAGCAAAUAAUUGUCUAGGAAUUUCUUCUCAUGUUGACAAUCCAUCCGAAUACUGGAAGUUGGACGAUACAAUAUUGAAGACUAUUGAAACAUCUUCAAUACCAGAACUGGCACAAGCUAAGAAUAUUGUUCUUCGCAUUCGUAGAAGGGAUCUGUACCAGUUUUGCAAUGAGUAUGCUGUUCCAAAGAAUCAGCUGGAUCACUUCAAAGAUGUCACUCCACAAGAUAUAGUUUGUGCGCAGAAAACUAGUAAAGUCUCACUAAGAGAAGAGGAUGUUGCUGUUAGUAAUGUCAGGAUUGAUUUGACUCGCGGAAGGCAUAACCCUCUGGAGAGCAUCAAAUUUUACAAGGACUAUGUCAGUGAGGAUUCGUUCUCUAUCCAGGAUCAUCGGAUAAGUCAUUUGCUGCCUGCAUCCUAUCAAGAUAUGAUAGUGAGGGUGUACUCAAAAAAGCCUGAACUGGUUGAAGCAGUUUCGGAUGCCUUUGAAAACUUCCAGUUGAAAACAUAUGGGACCAUACCACAAGUACAUGGAACGCCAAAGAAGAAAUGCCGAGAUUAAUGGUUACCACUUACCACGAGCCUUUUGUUUUCAUUUGCAACACAGAUAUAGGUUGAUUUAGAUCUCAAAUAGAACAGCGAGGGGCAUGCUUUAUAUGAAACAGCAUCACGAGCUUUUUCCAACUUUCGAGCAAAUCAGGAGCCGUCAACACAAGUAGAAGUGCCCCUCCCUCUUUGACGGGUUGACCCUGUAAAUGAAGAAAAAUGUAUAGUCGAUGACCAUUCUACAGCUGUAUCAGAACUCAUUUUUGUAAAAUGGAUUCAAUAGAAGCCUGGACGCAGUCAUGUACCAAGCUGAUUGCAAUUUUUGUGAAGUGUCUCAAAAUGGCUAGUCCUCAUGAUCGGGAGAUUUGUUUU
Molecule: messenger RNA, 1987 nt
Organism: Nelumbo nucifera (sacred lotus)
Lineage: Eukaryota; Viridiplantae; Streptophyta; Magnoliopsida; Proteales; Nelumbonaceae
Biological process (GO): dGTP catabolic process
Cellular component (GO): nucleus
Molecular function (GO): dGTPase activity
Source: RefSeq, a predicted model, not a curated record